AUGGAAAUCGGAAAACAACAACUUGGACGCAUUGUCUUUGAAUUAUUUGCUGAUGUUGUACCUAAAACUGCUGAAAAUUUCCGUGCGUUAUGUACGGGAGAGAAAGGAACGGGGCCUACCACUGGAAAACCCCUCCAUUACAAAGGAUGCCCUUUCCACAGAAUUAUAAAGCAAUUUAUGGUCCAGGGUGGAGAUUUCUCAAACCAAAAUGGCACUGGUGGAGAAAGUAUAUAUGGUGAAAAAUUUGAGGAUGAAAACUUUCAUUAUAAGCAUGAUAAACCAGGGCUGCUGAGCAUGGCAAAUGCAGGACCUGGUACUAAUGGCUCUCAGUUCUUCAUUACAACGGUGCCUACUUCUCACCUGGAUAAGAAACAUGUGGUGUUUGGCCAAGUGAUCAAAGGAAUGGGUGUAGUUAAGAUACUGGAAAAUGUUGAAGUGAAAGGAGAAACUCCUGCUAAGUUGUGCGUCAUUGCAGAAUGUGGAGAGCUAAAGGCAGGAGAUGACUGGGGAGUUGUGCCCCAGGAUGGAUCUGGAGAUGCUCAUCCAGAUUUUCCUGAAGAUUCAGAUAUGGACUUGAAAGAUGUUGACAAGAUUGUGGCCAUAGCAGAAGACAUAAAGAAUAUAGGAAAUACUUUCUUCAAAUCGCAAAAUUGGGCAUUGGCAGCUAAAAAGUAUAGUAAAAGUUUACGGUAUGUAGAAGCUUCUGAAGCAGUGGCAGAGGAGGCAGACAAACCAAAGCUAAAAACUGUUGCUCUGACCUGUGUUCUAAACAUUGGCGCUUGUAAACUAAAACUGUCUGAUUGGCAGGGAGCCAUUGAAAGUUGUUCAGAGGCUCUUAAAAUAGAUCCAGCAAAUACUAAAGCUCUCUACAGACGGGCUCAAGGAUGGCAGGGAAUAAAAGAUCUCGAUCAGGCAUUGGCUGAUCUUAAAAAGGCUCAUGAAAUUUCCCCUGAAGACAAAGCUAUCCAGACGGAAACACUCAAAAUCAAACAGAAGAUAAAAGCCCAGAAGGAGAAAGAGAAGGCAGCUUAUGCUAAAAUGUUUGCUUGAUAUUUUUUUCCUAAACUUCUAAAUCUAUGCACUAACUCAUGCAAAAGGAUAAAUGGAGCUGCUUUUUUCAUUUGCCCUGUGCUGCAGUUUUCAGUGUUUACAACUCAGAAGUCUAAUAAUAAAGACAAACUGUUCAAAGGUGAA
Messenger RNA from Nestor notabilis (Kea), 1194 nucleotides. RefSeq names its product peptidylprolyl isomerase D (gene PPID). The record is from RefSeq and is a predicted model, not a curated record. Bases 1 to 1050 code for a protein of 349 amino acids. Gene Ontology annotation, molecular function: protein binding; peptidyl-prolyl cis-trans isomerase activity. The transcript has 10 exons. Gene Ontology annotation, biological process: protein folding; protein peptidyl-prolyl isomerization. NCBI's taxonomy places the organism in Eukaryota, Metazoa, Chordata, Aves, Psittaciformes, Psittacidae.